Molecule: messenger RNA, 4450 nt
Organism: Gallus gallus (chicken)
Lineage: Eukaryota; Metazoa; Chordata; Aves; Galliformes; Phasianidae
Gene: ARSB
Product: arylsulfatase B
Exons: 8
Coding region: 67-1611 (514 amino acids)
Molecular function (GO): sulfuric ester hydrolase activity
Source: RefSeq, a predicted model, not a curated record
GAGGCGGGUCCCGGGUACGAACGGGGCGGCUCGCCGACGGCGCAGUUCCUGGUUUGCCGGCCGGGGAUGGAGCGGCUCCGCGCGCUGUGGUGCCUGCUGUGGUGCCUGCUGCGGCCGGCGGCGGCGCGGCCCCCCCCGCACCUGGUGCUGGUGCUGGCCGACGACCUGGGUUGGGGCGACGUGGGCUGGCAUGGCUCGGCCAUCCGGACGCCGCGGCUGGACGCGCUGGGGGCGGGCGGCGUGCGGCUGGAGCGCUACUACACGCAGCCGCUGUGCACGCCGUCCCGCAGCCAGCUCCUCAGCGGCCGCUACCAGAUCCACACGGGUUUACAACACCAAAUAAUUUGGCCGUGCCAGCCCAGCUGUCUACCACUUGAUGAGAAACUCCUCCCAGAGCUGCUUAAAGAUGCAGGAUAUGUUACUCACAUGGUGGGGAAGUGGCAUUUAGGGAUGUAUAGGAAAGAAUGCCUCCCAACCCGCAGAGGAUUUGAUACUUACUUUGGUUAUCUUCUGGGGAGUGAGGAUUAUUAUUCUCACGAUCACUGUGUGCUCAUCAAAGCAAAGAAUGUAACACGCUGUGCUCUGGACUUCCGCGAUGGAGAAGAAGUUGCAACUGGAUUUAAGAACAUGUACUCCACGAAUUUAUUUACAGAAAGAGCUAUAGACCUUAUAGCCAAUCAUAAAACUGAGAAGCCCCUCUUUCUCUACCUUGCUUUUCAGUCUGUCCAUGAACCUCUUGAGGUUUCUGCGGAGUACAUGAAACCAUAUUCCUCCAUUAAAGAUGUCAAGAGGCGCCGUUACGCAGGAAUGGUGUCUCUUAUGGAUGAAGCUGUAGGAAAUCUUACUGAUGCUCUGAAAGAAUACGGUCUUUGGAACAACACUGUUCUUGUUUUCUCUACUGAUAAUGGAGGACAGACUAUGGCAGGUGGAAAUAACUGGCCACUUAGAGGAAGAAAAUGGACCCUCUGGGAAGGAGGAGUUAGAGGAGUAGGCUUUGUUGCAAGUCCAUUACUGAAGCAAAAAGGUGUAGAAAGUCACGAACUUAUCCAUAUCUCUGACUGGCUGCCAACACUGGUGCACCUUGCUGGAGGACAUACCAAUGGCACAAAGCCUUUGGAUGGCUUUGAUGUUUGGAAAACUAUCAGUGAAGGAAGACCUUCCCCCAGAGUGGAACUGCUUCAUAACAUAGAUCCCAUGUUUGUGGAUGAUUACCCAUGUCUUGGCAUUGACAACAGGACAUCUUUACCACAAACCAAUUCUUUUCCGUGGGAUAAUACACUUUUCAAUAUCUCCGUGCAUGCAGCAAUCCGUCAUGGAAAAUGGAAGUUACUAACUGGAUACCCAGGCUGCGGUCAUUGGUUCCCUCCACCAUCUUUGUCCAGUGAGUCACAGAUUCAGUCAUAUGAUCCACCAAUGAAGAGACUUUGGCUGUUUGAUAUUGUUCGUGAUCCUGAAGAGAAAUAUGAGUUGUCUGAAAAAUAUCCUCAUGUGGUGAAAAAGCUGCUCUCACGUCUUCAGUAUUAUUAUAAACGUUCAGUGCCUGUAUUCUAUCCUGAUGAGGAUCCCCAGUGUGAUCCAGCAGCAACUGGGGUCUGGGGUCCUUGGGCAUAGUGCACAGCACUGUAUACUGUAAAACAUACCUGCAGUAGUGUUUGAUUUAUGGACUUCAGAAUCUUAGUCACAUCUAUCUUACCCUGUUACACUAUUGCUAAUUGUGAAUACUCUUAAAAUACGGUCAGAAUCUUAUUUCAGUCCUUCCCACUCUCUCUUUCCCAGUUAUUGUUUGUGAAAUAUUGAUAAAAUUAUAAAUCUGUUGUUCAAGUAUUCUUUUUUAACAUUAUGCCCUUAAAGCAGAAAGUAAAAUGUUUCCUCCUUCUCUGGAAGGGAUUACUUUUGUUAAAAAGCUGCAGUGAGUCAUGGCAGCAGAAACCUUCAGAAUUCUCCUGUGGAAUAAACAGAUUUUUUGUUUCAUGUUUACCCAGGAGACAAAUUCUACUGAAAGCUGUUACAUUACCUACUAAAAAAUAAAAAAUACAUCAGUUGAUAUUACAGUCUUUGCCUUUGACAUACACCUCUACCUAGCAAAGGCAACAGGUACAAUUCUGACAGUAAGAAAAGAACCCUCAACCUCUAAUAAUACAGCAAAAUCCUGAAUUCCUGUUCAUUGUUAACACAUCAAACUGGAGUAAAGAGUGGUGUUCAGCUAGAGGGCAGAGCUGGCAGGCAGAAAGGCCUUGACAGGCUGAAGAAAAAGCUGAACCAAAAAAGUCACAAAGUUCAACAGAAGGCAAGUAUAGUGCUUGCGGUAGAAUAACCCCAUGCAGGGUCAUGCUUGGCUCUGACUAGACAGAAAGCAUUUUCGUGGAAAAGAACCUGGGUGCUCUACUGGACAACAAAUUGAAGAGGAGUUGCCACAUUCUCUCUUGGUGAAGAAGACCAAUCACUAGUUUAUCUAUAUGGGCAUGAAUGUACCCAGCACAUAAACAGAACUGUUUAUUCUCUUCUGCUCUGCAGAGUGUUUUGGGUUUCCCUGUGCAUGGGAGAUAGUGGCAUACUUAAGGGCCAGGUAUAUGAUCAUUUGGAGGAGAACAAAUAAGGAGAGGUUAAAGGAAUGGGCUACCUUAGACUGGAGAAUAAAGUAAGGGGAGACUUCUAUCUUUAACUACCUAAUGUGAGGACAUAGAGAAGAUGAAUGGUAUGGAAACUCCCAUCAGAGAUGCACGAAGAUAAGACGCCCACAGAGAGUUCUCAUUCAAUAUAAGAAAAAAAAAAAUCACAGAGAAGGUAGUCAAAUAUUGGAACUGUGAGACAACGGUAUCCCCAUCUUCAGAGAUGUUCAAACUUGGGUUGAAGGAGACCGUGAACAAUAUUAACUAACUCUGAUGUUGGGUCUAACUUGAAGUUAGGCCUACUUUUGUGGGGAAAAAACAUCAUUUCCAAAGGGCCUUUCAGCAUGCAUUAUUCAAUCAUUCUACAAUUAAAAAAGUCUUACUGCCUGCCAUUGUGAUGAGUAACUACUCAUAUUUUAUUUCUUCAUCGUUGUAGAAGAGACUGUUUUCAUCUUGAAGUGGGCUUUGAGCCAUGAAGAAACCAGACCAACCAACAUUUCUCAGUUACUCAUCAAAUUGAUGCAAAAUCAACCUACCAGCUUUCUUAAUGCAUCAAGUCUCUGGAGUCUGGCCAGAGUUCUGGUAUUACUUCUCACUGUCCCUAGCCAAGUUCUCAGGCUGCAAAGCUUCAGCUGUCACCCUAUCAAGAAAGUAGGGAUCUAAUGGCCUAUUUUCAGUGUCUAGGACAAAGUCCAGUAAGUUUUCCAGACAUUUUUGCCAUUUUCCCUCAGGAAGUGUGCUCAUUAUUAGCAAACAGAUUCACAAGGAAUGAGAAUUAACAGAAUUAGCACAUUUUUAAAAUAAAAAGAUAAGCCAGUGAAAAGGUAAAAUCAGGAAAACUGAAAUGUAUGUGAAAAUAAACAGAAAAUUCUUUCUGAUAAAGGUGAUUUUCUGUUACACUGUCUUAAAUCUAGCUUGUCUUUUGCACCUUCUGUGUGUUCCCAAAAGCAGAAAUGAUGCCAAAGCUCUCCAAAAGGCUGUUUAUCAGUACACCUUUUUUUUUUCCCCAGUCUUUUGUCCUUGCCACUUUUAUUCAUUUAUUUCAGUAUUUUUUCUAUUCUAUGUAGAAUCACAGAAGGUUGGAAAAGACCUCUAAGAUCACAUAAUCCAACCAUCCCUCAUGCCUAUCAAACCGUGUCCCGAGUGUCACAUCUCCACAUUUCUUGAUGACUUCCAGGGACGGUGACUGUACCACCUCCCUCGGCAGCAUACUUCAAUGCCUCACCACUCUUUCUGUGAAGAAUUUUUUUCCUAAUAUCCUACUUGAACCUCUCCUGAUGCAACUGGAGACUAUUACCUCUUGUCCUGUCACUGCCUGGGAGAGGAGGCUGACUGCCACCUUGCCACAGCCUCCAUUCAAGGAAUUGUAGAGAGCAAUAAGGUCUUCCCUGAGCUUCUUCCUCUCCAGAUUAAACAAUCCCAGUUCCCUCAGUUGCUCCCUGUAAGACUUGUGCUCCAGAUCCUACACAGCUUUGCUGUCCUUCUUGGGACACACUCCAGGGUCUCAGUGUUUGUCUUUAUUUCUCUUCAGCCUUGAAGUUGGGGAAAGAAGAAAACUAGUUAAGGAGAAAACAAUUAUUCUACACUGGGGAAACCUAUAUUCCAUGUGGUUUGAUUGGAUAGUUUCUGGAACCCUGUGUCAAAACAAGGUUGAGAGUCCUUUUCCAUUCACCUGUCCUUGGCUGAAAGCAGAUGUUUACAGGAGAGUAUAAGUGGAGCAAGCAUAUGUGUUAAGUUCUCCAAAUUGUCUCUGGGUUUAAAGUAUGGCUCACAGUCUCAGAGAUUUAACUUUCUUGCAUUUAGUUGCCUUCAGUGCCUCAAUAAAAAUAUUUUACCUUUUA